Molecule: messenger RNA, 786 nt
Organism: Pestalotiopsis fici W106-1
Lineage: Eukaryota; Fungi; Ascomycota; Sordariomycetes; Amphisphaeriales; Sporocadaceae
Exons: 1
Coding region: 1-786 (261 amino acids)
Source: RefSeq, a predicted model, not a curated record
AUGUUUGACAGUAUUCGGCGGCUUUUCCGAAAGUCGUCGCCAAGGGCCGAGCGAGAUGCUCAGCGGAUAAGGCGUCAGCUCGCGAGGUGCGCGUGUGGUCAUGAUGAAGCCGAGGUUCAGGCGUACCCAGUACGCUACGAAUACGUGCUGAUUCCCGCCCCAGUGCUGGCCUACCCAGCCUCGCGACAUGACGUGAGACGUUUGUCUGGCGGUAGGAAAUCCGCCGACGAGAGUUCAUGGGCAGAACACAGCAAGAUGAAGGAAGCGGUGCAGAUUUCCAAGGUGGAGGUGUGCUCCGAGGCCGAAGACAACGUCGACGUUGGAUCCCGCACCCGGGCACCCACUGGCGACUCGGGGUAUUUUUCCUUGGGUCCAAAAAAUGAAUCAUCGCGGCGUCCAAAGAGGCAGACCGCCGCUAAGCACGUGGUAUCUGACCAGGCGGCCGGCGGUGGCGAGUAUGACAUAGGUGAGUCAGACUAUUUGCAUUGGGGAGAUGGAUCAUGGGCCAAAGGCAACAACGACGUUGAUUUUAUGAGGCAUCACAAAGUAGAUGUGAUGGAUAGUGGUGAGAUUGAUUCGGUUAUCGAGACAUGGCUGAACGAUCUCGUUGGUCGAUCACCAGCGCUGGAGUUUCCGCGAGUGUGGAAGAAAGAGCCCUCUUUCCGAGAUUGGGAUGAUAUCUUGAAUCGAGGAAUCGAUGAUGGUCACCCAUCACGGAUCGCAGCCACGAGGCGUCUUGGAGGUACGUCCCCUGACUUUAUGGAUGAAUCCUGGGUAGAAGGGUAA